Molecule: messenger RNA, 822 nt
Organism: Parastagonospora nodorum SN15
Lineage: Eukaryota; Fungi; Ascomycota; Dothideomycetes; Pleosporales; Phaeosphaeriaceae
Exons: 3
Coding region: 1-822 (273 amino acids)
Source: RefSeq, a predicted model, not a curated record
AUGCUAAAGCCGCUUUCACCUAGUCUCAGCCCUACAACGCCGCAAGAAAUUGAGGGUACCUUGAGGGGCAGAGUGAUCGCGACAUAUUUCGGUGUACUCCCAGAAGGCUUUGAGGAUGUGUUGGCUGGGGCGGUGGGCACAGAGGCGGACCGACGGUGGGUAAAGGACCACUAUAAAAAGAUCCAAGCAAACAUCUGUACCGAGCGGUAUGGUUCUGGGUCGUUCCUGCAGCGGUGGCUACGUGGAAAUCUUGCGACACUUUCCUUCAAGUUAUGGAAUACAAAUUGGGCAAUCGAGGUGAGCGCCCUCAGCAUCCUGCCUGCGGCCGAGACGGCCCAAGAACAAGAAGUUCGGAUUGCGAACCGAGACAUAUAUCAGACCGCUCUCAACGACUUGCACGUCCUCUGGCGCAACACAUACAGCGAAGCCUUUGAGAUGGCAGUCGAGCGGGUGAUCAUGACAAAUGGACAGGAACGGAUCCGUUGGGAGCGCGCACGGGAAAUGUAUCGUGGGAUCAAAGAUGCGCCGCCAGCGGCCGAUGUGGACAUCAAUAUCCUUCGAAGUCGCGCGCAAUGCGACGGUGCAAAGGUCGUACCGUUCUAUUACCGACCGAAGGACCAAAGACUAGCAGUGUUCCGAAGUUUCUGCACCAAGGACAUCCUCGCUUCACACCUUGAGGCUUCGCGAUCGGUCGUGGAUAUACGACGUUUGGCAAUAACCGAGCCUGUGCAGAUACCGCCAGCAUCGGGCCAAGAAGUCAUUCCCCCUUUCGUCACUAUGAAGGCGAAUCACUUCGCUCAGAGCUGUGAUAUAUUGAGCUGA